Messenger RNA from Trichechus manatus latirostris (Florida manatee), 3126 nucleotides. It is a transcript of the gene ODAD2, whose product is annotated as outer dynein arm docking complex subunit 2. The record is from RefSeq and is a predicted model, not a curated record. The coding region runs from base 1 to 3126 and encodes 1041 amino acids. NCBI's taxonomy places the organism in Eukaryota, Metazoa, Chordata, Mammalia, Sirenia, Trichechidae. The transcript is spliced from 19 exons. Gene Ontology annotation, molecular function: protein binding.
AUGGGUGUGACGCUGACAAAGUCAGCCCAGUGGACGGCUGCUGGACGUGGGCCCGCCACCUUGGAAGUCACUCCACUAAAUGAAGCCAUACUGCAAGAAAUUAUUGUCUUUGUGGAGAGUUUUCUCUACAUGUAUCCCCGAGAGGCAAAGUUCGUUUUCGUAGAGCCACUUGGAUGGAAAACAAGUUUGGAGCCCUUGGCAUUUGGAUCAGGUUAUGUCGUCAGUGAAAAAACAGUCAAAUCAGAAGAAGUUGAUAAAAACGGAGAGCCUUUGCUGUUUCUCUCCGUACCGCAAAUUAAAGUUAGGAGCUUCGGGCAACUGUCGUGCUUGCUAUAUAUUGCCAAAGAUAAAAAGCUGAAGGAAGCACAGGCGUGUCUUGAAGCUAACAGAGACCCUGUAGUAAAAAUUCUGGGCUCGGAUUAUAGUACAACAAAAAGAGAAGACUCAUCUGCAUUAAGGAUUCUUGAUAAAAUUAUCAAAGAUGAUGAUCCAGAGCAUGAGAUCAAGACCAACAUCGCCAUGCUGAUUCAGCAGAUGGAUAUGCACCUGCUCAAUUAUUCACUAAAACAUAUUUCAUUAGAAAUACGUUUAAAUCCAUCAGCCAUUAAGAAUGAUGUGGAACUGCUGCAGCGUUACUCAGGAAAAGGAGAACAGACAGUCUUGGAAUCUAUCGAAUAUACCUCAGACUACGAGUUUUCAAAUGGAUGUCGAGCCCCACCUUGGAGACAGAUUCAUGGGGAAAUGUGUUAUGUGCUGGUGAAACCACACGAUGUUGAGGCUUUGUGCAUUACUUGUAGUACAGAAGGAGUGUUUUUAAAUGGUGGCAAAACAGAUGAUGCGACAGAAAUUAAUUAUGAGAGAAAAGGUAAAAUUUAUAAAGACCUUAUCACGAUUUUGAGAGAAAAAUCAGCAACAUUUUCAAAGAAUAUGGCCAAACAGGGGAAUACAUUCAAUGAAGAACAGCAGAAAGAAACGUUUCAGCCUGAUGAGGCACCCAAGAAGGAAGAAGUAACCACUAAAGCUGACGCAGAAAAGAGUACACUGCAGAUGAACCCAAUUAAUUUUGUGAGGAACCCAAUUGGCAAGAGAUUAGAGCCAAGUUUAAAUUGGAAGAGCACUGUUGAUUUAAAAGACCACAGAAGUUCAGGAAGAGACACCCAAGAGGAGAAACAUGCAAGAAUUGAAAAGGGAAGAUCGUCUGUGGUGAGUGGGAGAAUGCAGUCAGCUCGUAAGGCUGCUGAUAAGCCUGAGGAAAUUCUUAGUGAGAGUUCCUCAGAAAGUGAGGAAGAUGAAGAACCACCUGAUCAUCGUCAGGAAGCAAAUGCUGAUUUGCCGUCGGAAUAUUGGCAAAUUCAGAAGCUGGUGAAAUACUUAAAGGGAGGAAAUCAGACAGCUACAGUGAUUGCAUUGUGCUCAAUGAGGGAUUUCAACUUAGCUCAAGAGACCUGCCAGUUGGCAAUCAGGGAUGUUGGAGGCCUUGAAGUUUUAAUAAAUUUACUGGAUACUGAUGAAGUCAAAUGUAAGAUUGGUUCUUUAAAAAUCCUGAAGGAAAUCAGUCAUAAUCCUCAAAUCAGACGUAAUAUUGUUGACCUUGGGGGCUUGCCAAUUAUGGUUAACAUACUUGAUUCUCCAAACAAGAAUCUGAAAUGCUUGGCAGCUGAAACAAUCGCUAAUGUUGCCAAGUUCAGACGUGCCCGGCAGGCUGUGAGACAGCACGGGGGUAUCACCAAGCUGGUUGCUCUACUGGACUGUGGACAGAGUCCAUCGGAGCCCCCUCAGCCCUCUCUCUAUGAGACCAGAGACGUGGAGGUGGCUCGUUGUGGUGCGCAGGCACUGUGGAGCUGCAGUAAGAGCUAUGCGAAUAAAGAAGCCAUUCGUAAAGCGGGGGGCAUCCCUUUGUUGGCUCGAUUACUGAAGACUUCUCAUGAAGACAUGUUAAUUCCAGUGGUGGGGACAUUGCAAGAAUGUGCAUCAGAGGAAAACUACCGCGCGGCCAUCAAAGCAGAACGGAUUAUUGAGAACCUAGUGAAGAACCUGAACAGUGCGAACGAGCAGCUUCAGGAGCACUGCGCCAUGGCCAUCUACCAGUGUGCGGAAGAUGAGGAGACGCGGGACCUGGUGAGGCUGCAUGGGGGACUGAAACCACUGGCCAGUCUGCUCGGUAAAACUGACAACAAGGAGCGGUUAGCUGCUGUCACAGGGGCAAUAUGGAAGUGCUCCAUCAGCAAAGAGAACGUGACCAAGUUUCGUGAGUACAGAGCCAUUGAAACCUUGGUGGGACUUUUAAGUGAUCAGCCCGAAGAAGUCCUUGUGAACGUGGUGGGUGCGCUGGGAGAGUGCUGCCAAGAGUACGAGAACCGGGUCCUUGUCCGGAAAUGUGGCGGCAUUCAGCCGCUUGUGAGCCUCCUCGUUGGGAUCAACCAGUCUCUCCUUGUGAAUGUGACAAAAGCGGUCGGUGCCUGUGCUGUGGAGCCCGAAAGUAUGAUGAUAAUUGACCGCUUAGAUGGGGUUCGGUUGUUGUGGUCACUGCUGAAGAACCCACACCCAGACGUGAAGGCCAGUGCAGCGUGGGCCCUUUGCCCCUGCAUUGAAAAUGCUAAGGAUGCUGGAGAAAUGGUCCGUUCUUUUGUUGGUGGUUUGGAACUUGUUGUCAAUUUACUAAAGUCAGACAACAAAGAAGUUUUGGCGAGUGUGUGUGCUGCUAUCACCAAUAUAGCAAAAGAUCAAGAAAAUUUAGCUGUUAUUACAGACCAUGGAGUUGUCCCUUUAUUGUCCAAACUUGCAAAUACAAACAAUGAUAAACUGAGGCAUCAUCUAGCAGAAGCGAUCGCACGCUGCUGUAUGUGGGGCAGAAACAGAGUGGCCUUCGGGGAGUACAAAGCAGUGGCUCCGCUAGUGCGUUACCUGAAAUCAGAUGACACCAAUGUGCACCGAGCAACCACGCAGGCCUUGUACCAGCUCUCAGAAGACGCCAAUAACUGUAUCACCAUGCAUGAGAAUGGAGCAGUGAAGCUUCUGCUGGACAUGGUUGGGUCUCCCGAUCAGAGUCUCCAGGAGGCUGCAGCUGGGUGUAUAUCCAACAUCCGCAGGCUGGCUCUUGCUACAGAAAAGGCAAGGUACGCUUGA